Scaptodrosophila lebanonensis is the source of this 546-nucleotide messenger RNA. RefSeq names its product C-type lectin 37Db-like. Lineage: Eukaryota; Metazoa; Arthropoda; Insecta; Diptera; Drosophilidae. The transcript is spliced from 2 exons. The record is from RefSeq and is a predicted model, not a curated record. The coding region runs from base 39 to 494 and encodes 151 amino acids. Gene Ontology annotation, molecular function: carbohydrate binding. Gene Ontology annotation, cellular component: external side of plasma membrane. Gene Ontology annotation, biological process: biological process involved in interspecies interaction between organisms.
AUAAAUCUUUGGCUCAACUCGACUUAGAACUAAGUGGAAUGAACGAGUCAAACAUCAUUACUUUGUUUGUUGUUCAAAUCGUGAGCAUUUGCUCGGCCAUAAGAACUAAUGAAGGCGCCUACACAAAAAUUGGUUCGAAAUAUUACUACAUUGAAAUGGAGAAGAAACUAAUGUGGUCCACGGCUUUAGAAAAGUGUCAAAUAUUAGGCGGGCAUCUGGCCCAUCUAGAAAGUGAAAAAGAGUUGGCUGCUAUUAGUGAGCAUUUGGACCAAGGGAAGUGGUACUGGGUGGAUAUUACCGAUGUGAAGAGCGAAGGUGAAUACGUUUCGUCAACAACAAACCGUCAAGCAAGUUUCUUCAGGUGGAUGGAUGGCGAUCCAAAUAAUAAGAACAAUAACGAACAUUGUGUACAUUUAAUUUAUUAUAAGUCAAAAUUUUUUAUGAAUGACCUUGCUUGCGAUAGUACGAUCUCAUAUAUCUGUGAAAUGGAUUAAAUCAUUAUCAAAUUGUAAUUAAACAGUAGAGUCUGUGUAACUCCAAAAUGAA